UCAACGCGAAUCGUACGGACGUUAUACGACGUGACGUGAGAGAGAGAGAGGGAUUUGGUACGUGAGAAAAGAGCAAGAAAUUAGUGCCAGUGAUUGAGAGAGGAAUAGUGCUGAUAAUCUAAGCAAAAGUGCAUCAAGGAUCAUUGUGACGCAAAACAAGGAUUAAGUUGCAGUUCAAAACAAGAAGCAAAGAAAAAGCCAUUGUGGAUUAUUUAGAAAUAACAAAUUUGGAUAAAAGCAGAAAACAAGCAAUGGACCAAGUUUACAAGAUAAGCGCUUGCGGUAAGCCCCAACCGGCCUCCUGCCGUCCACUGAGACUGGCGAUCCUGACGGUUUGUCUGCUGGCGGUGCUGAGUCAGGUCUCGGCCAGACCUUCGGACGUUACCAAGCCAGAGGAGGUGAUCAGCAGUACUAGCAGUAGCAGUAGCAGUCCAGCAUCCACCGUUCUCAGUCACAAUCUGAAGCGUCGAUCGGCGGAAGAGGAUUACGACGACGAGGUGGAUUACGAGCGCGUUAAGCGUUGUCAUGAAGACGAGGACGUCAACGAACUGUGCCAGCGCUGCUCGAAGGUGACAAAGUCGUCGAUCGUGUUCCCCAUGUGCUGUAGUAACGAGGACGAGACGAUGGAUUGGUGCAAAGCAUACGUCUACUAUGGGAUACAAAAUUGACGAUUCUCAGUCCCCGAGCACACUACUUGCUAAGCUAGCUUAAAUAGCCAAUAGUAUUUAUUAUUGUGUCAGCGUCCUUCCAUUCGUCAAAUCAUCCACACCUGUUUGUAUUUCCAUCUAGAAGAAGAAGUAAUUUAUUUCGCCGUAUCUACUUAAACAUUAAAGAUUUGAGAUAAAAGACUGUGAUAGACUAGCCAGCAGGCUCGUAGGCC
Molecule: messenger RNA, 880 nt
Organism: Culex quinquefasciatus (southern house mosquito)
Lineage: Eukaryota; Metazoa; Arthropoda; Insecta; Diptera; Culicidae
Exons: 3
Coding region: 252-668 (138 amino acids)
Source: RefSeq, a predicted model, not a curated record